AUGUCAGACGAUGACAAUGAGUUAUCGCAUGAGGAAGCUCGCAUGAAGGAGCUUCCAAAGAGGACCAGUGGGGCAGACGAGGGCGACAAGAAGGAUGACGAAGAGUCUCCGUCUGAAAUGGCAGGGAAAGCAAAGGAAUUUCUGGAGGAUCUGAAUGAGAACAGCGAUGACACCGCUGAAAUGGAUACUCAAAAGAUGCCUGAUAUGAAUGACAAGUCGGACUCUGGAAUCGCAGCAGUCUCUAUCGGAGGACCAGAACCAAAGAUACCGAAACCGCCAGCAUCCAACAGAAAAAAUCUUCACAACAAGUUUACAGAGUCUGUCAGCUCGUCUCGAGAUUCAAGAUUGAGCGAGGGAGAGGCUUCUAAGCUCCAUGGAUCGCCACUCACCCGUUUCAGUGCAGGAUUGACUGACCUCAGUGAUGGCAUCUUUCGCCAUGGAGGAGAUGAUGACGAUCGAGAAAAAGUUGCCUCCUACGAUAAGAUCAUGUGGCUCUUCUUUAUACUUUCCUUUACUGGGGCAUUUAUGUUGCUUAUUGGCGUCAUUGCACCAGCACCUGCACAAAAAGCUGCACAGCUGCCACUGGUUGUCGGAAAUACUUCAACCGACUGCGAUGAAAUUAUUGCCACGCUCGACGCCAGCGAAUUUGUCGAUAGCUCUGCCUUGGAAGAUGAGAGCUCGCCUCAGAACAAGGCUAUGCAAUGGAUUUGUGAACAUGAUCCUGCUAAGCUGGAUGCCGGCGAUCCGGGAUUUCUCACUCGGUAUGCACUCGCUGUCUUGUUCUAUGGAACUUCUGGUCGAUCACCUACCGCGACAAGUGUCGAGAAAACUGAUUGGAUCAAUCACGACAGCUGGUUAACUGGCGCUGGGUACUGUUCCUGGUUUGGCAUUACAUGUGUGGACGAAGAAGACAAUUUGGAACUGGAAGUCAAUGGUGAAAUUCUAAAAAUUGAACUGACUCAAAACUUUUUGAGUGGGAAAAUUCCGGCCGAACUUUCCGCAAUCUCGGAUGCUUAUGGCUUUCAUUUCGACUCGAACUUUCUGUAUGGCAGCAUUCCGACUUCUCUUGGCCUUUUGACCAAUCUUCGCAAAUUGCUCGUAUCCGAUAACAAAUUGAACGGGAGCAUUCCUUCCGAACUUGGAACCAUGGUGAAACUUCGAGAACUAGGACUAGCGGCAAACAAAUUGACAGGAGAGAUACCAGAAACGUUGGAUCAGGCCACCCACUUGCAUUACAUUGCCUUGGAGGAUAACCAUCUGAAAGGAACUAUACCUGCUGCCAUUUUUAGGUCGUUGACUGCUUUGGAAACAUUUCACGCCAGCAACAAUGAGCUCACAGGAAGCAUCCCAGAAGAACUAUAUGAUAGCACUUUCCUCUCGACCGUUCGACUAUCCGAAAAUGAGCUGUCGGGACCACUUUUGAAAAAUCUUGGGCAAAUGGUCAAUCUUGAGAUUUUGCAUUUGACUGGCAAUCAUUUCAACGGACCAAUUCCCGAUGCAUUCUCCGAAUUGGACCUUUUGAUCGAGUGUAAGCUGGGGCAGAACGAAUUCACUGGCGAUAUUCCUGUUUCGUUGGGUGAGAGUCUGGCAUUGACUGAAUUGACGUUCGAGGGAAAUACCUUGAUGGGCGAUGUUCCGGAAGAAAUCUGUGCCUUGACCGAAAUUGGAAGUUUGGAAUUUUUGACUGCCGAUUGUUACACUGAGGGGGAAGAUGGGGGUGUACUUGAUGGUGUGGUCUGCGAGUGCUGCACUGAAUGCUUCUGA
Messenger RNA from Cylindrotheca closterium, 1764 nucleotides. NCBI's taxonomy places the organism in Eukaryota, Bacillariophyta, Bacillariophyceae, Bacillariales, Bacillariaceae. The record is from the annotation of a GenBank genome assembly.